AUGACAAAAUAUAUCCUUGUUUCCGGAGGUGUUGUUAGCGGGAUCGGGAAAGGUGUUAUCGCCUCCUCAACAGGCCUACUCCUCAAAACCGCAGGCCUCAAGGUUACAGCAAUUAAAAUAGAUCCUUACAUGAACAUAGAUGCCGGUACGAUGCGACCAACAGAACAUGGUGAAGUCUACGUUUUAAAUGAUGGCGGUGAGGUGGAUCUAGACCUGGGGAACUAUGAAAGGUACCUCGACGUAACACUAUCCAAAGAUAACAAUAUUACCACGGGCAAAAUUUAUCGCGAAGUUAUUGAAAAGGAACGGAGAGGGGAGUACCUUGGAAAAACGGUGCAGAUAGUGCCGCACGUGACGAACGCCAUUCAAGAUUGGAUACAGCGUGUUUCCAAGAUACCGGUGGACGAAUCGGGAGAGGAACCUGAUAUCUGUAUCGUGGAGCUGGGCGGCACUGUCGGAGACAUUGAAUCGGCGCCGUUCAUAGAGGCGAUGCGCCAAUUUCAAUUUCGCGUUGGACAUGAUAACUUCGCACUAAUCCAUGUUUCACUUGUGCCCGACAUGCACGGUGAGCAAAAAACAAAACCGACUCAAACUACUGUCCAUGCGUUGCGUGGGCUCGGUCUGCUCCCUGACUUAAUCGCGUGCCGGUUAUUGGGACGCCAGCCCCUUGAAUCCUCCACCAAGGAUAAAAUUUCGAUGUUCUGUCACGUUGCGUCGGAGCAGGUGAUAGGUGUCCAUGAUGUCUCGUCUGUCUACCACGUCCCUCUCCUUUUGCAGUCACAACGAAUUAUUGAGUAUCUCCGUAAGCGGCUUAAUCUCGCAAAUUUGAACAUCACGGAGGAGUGGGUUUCCAAAGGGCUGUCCUUGGAGAUGAAGUGGAGAGCCGUGACAAAAGGGUACUAUAAUUCUUUUCCUAUCAUCGCUUCUCAUUUCCCAUUGUUCAGGCAAGAACGCCUCUUCGACGAGGUCAAAAUUGUCCUUGUUGGGAAGUACACCGAUCUAAAGGACUCGUACAUGUCCGUCAUCAAAGCCCUUGAACAUUCUGCGUUCCGCGUUCGCAGGAAACUCAUCAUUCAGUGGGUUGAGUCAUCGGACCUGGAGCCUUCAACGCAGGAAUCUGAUCCUGCUAAAUACCACGAUGCUUGGCGAGCAGUUGUUGGUGCUGGCGGUAUUCUGGUUCCCGGUGGGUUCGGAAAGCGCGGCACGGAAGGUAUGAUUCUUGCCAUCAAAUGGGCACGAGAGCAGAAAGUCCCUUUCCUUGGUAUCUGCCUGGGCUUCCAGAUGGCUGUGAUAGAAUGGGCACGUAACGUGCUCGACAUACCAGAUGCUCAUUCGGCUGAGCUCGUUCCCGACACGCAGAAUGCUUUUGUCAUUUUCAUGCCGGAGAUCUCACGCACUCAUAUGGGCGGAACAAUGCGCCUGGGUCUUCGACCCACUGUAUUCGACCGUGACUUCGAGACUUGGUCCAAGGCUCGCAAGUUAUACGGCGGCAAUGAAAAAAUGUGGGAAAGGCAUCGACACCGAUACGAGGUCAACCCGGAACAGGUACAGCGUCUGCAGGAGAGCGGUCUUACAUUUGUGGGCAAGGACGAAAAAGGGGAGAGAAUGCAGAUCCUUGAACUCAAAGAUCACCCAUUUUUCAUGGGUUUACAAGCCCAUCCUGAACUGUGCUCGAGACCACUCAAUCCUUCACCGCCCUUCUUAGGCUUCAUUGCGGCAUCUUGCGGACAAUCUGAUUUAGAAGAACAGAUUGAAGCGCAACUGAAAUCCUUCCGCCCACCUCACCCCGAACAUUCGAUGGUUAGUGAAGAGGCGCUGAGGACAAGCACGCAGGAACAUCCGAUUGUCAAUGGUGUCGGAACUAUGACACCACCAACCGACUAAAAAUGGCAUAGAUAUCACUCGCCAUUCCAACUUCACGCGCUUACUAUCUUCCUCACGAUGUCUCGGUCGAGGGGGUGUGCUAGAGUUUAAUAUUCACCCUUCGUCAU
Suillus discolor is the source of this 1991-nucleotide messenger RNA. Its product is annotated as CTP synthase N-terminus-domain-containing protein. Lineage: Eukaryota; Fungi; Basidiomycota; Agaricomycetes; Boletales; Suillaceae. Gene Ontology annotation, biological process: pyrimidine nucleobase biosynthetic process; CTP biosynthetic process. The coding region runs from base 1 to 1884 and encodes 627 amino acids. Gene Ontology annotation, molecular function: identical protein binding; CTP synthase activity. The transcript is spliced from 11 exons. Gene Ontology annotation, cellular component: cytoophidium; cytoplasm. The record is from RefSeq and is a predicted model, not a curated record.